AUGGUCGAAAUAAGGUACACACGAUUCGAUAUCAGUAAUGACAUGGAGUUUUCCACCAUCAAGAAAUUGAUCGAUGAGGAUCUCAGUGAGCCAUAUUCGAUAUACGUGUACAGAUUUUUCCUAAACCAAUGGCCGAACCUAACGUAUUUGGCAUGGGCAGAAGGAUCGGGUAAGCCCAUAGGAUGUAUAGUAUGCAAGAGCGAUACUCAUAAUGGAGUGCGGUUAAGAGGAUACAUUGGCAUGUUAGCAGUGGAGAAACAAUAUAGAGGCCGUGGGAUAGCGAAAAAACUAAUUACCUUAGCUAUAGAUACUAUGAUUGAUGAAAAAUGUGACGAGAUUAUGUUGGAGACUGAAUGCAGCAAUGCAGCUGCUUUGCAUUUAUACGAGAAUAUGGGCUUCAUCAGAAUGAAGAGAUUAUUCCGGUAUUAUUUGAACCAGGGAGAUGCGUUUAAACUCAUUUUACCGAUUACAGAGAAAAGUUGUGUGAGAAGCACAUUCCUGGGGAUGGAUUCCUUUCCUACCGACACCAUACUCUAA
Kluyveromyces lactis is the source of this 537-nucleotide messenger RNA. RefSeq names its product peptide alpha-N-acetyltransferase MAK3 (gene MAK3). Gene Ontology annotation, cellular component: NatC complex. The transcript has a single exon. Gene Ontology annotation, molecular function: protein-N-terminal amino-acid acetyltransferase activity. Bases 1 to 537 code for a protein of 178 amino acids. NCBI's taxonomy places the organism in Eukaryota, Fungi, Ascomycota, Saccharomycetes, Saccharomycetales, Saccharomycetaceae. The record is from RefSeq and is a predicted model, not a curated record. Gene Ontology annotation, biological process: N-terminal peptidyl-methionine acetylation.